Lampris incognitus (smalleye Pacific opah) is the source of this 6360-nucleotide messenger RNA. RefSeq names its product rho GTPase-activating protein 6-like. Bases 58 to 2403 code for a protein of 781 amino acids. Gene Ontology annotation, biological process: signal transduction. The transcript is spliced from 14 exons. The record is from RefSeq and is a predicted model, not a curated record. NCBI's taxonomy places the organism in Eukaryota, Metazoa, Chordata, Actinopteri, Lampriformes, Lampridae.
UUUUGCACAGUUUUUUUUUUGGGGGGGUUGUUUAUAUAUGUGGAUACUUUGGGAAUCAUGGGAGACUCCGUGUUCCUCGACAGGCACAAUUCCUAUCUCGGUGACUUCACCUGGAGCAGCCUGUCGGGGCGGAGCGUGCGUCUGACGCCGGUGGCCAUCCAGAGCCUGUCUGAGCUGGAGAGGGCCAGGCUGCAGGAAGUGGCCUUCACCCGCCUGCACCAGGACUACGACCUGGGAUGUCAGAUAACCAUGCCGAAAGAUGGACAGAAGAGGAAAAAGUCUUUGAGAAGGAAGCUGGACUCUUUAGGGAAAGAGAAGAACAAAGACAAAGAAUGUGCACCCCAGGCCUUCAGUAUACCCCUGUCUCAAGUCAUUGGUAAUGACAGAACUCACAGGCAGCGGCAGGACAGCUAUCGUCAGGACCCUCCCCAGCGUGAGGAGCACAAGGACCCCUCUGACCUUGUCUCAUCCAUCUUACAGUUCGCCACCAAGCGGCCGUCCAACAAGGAGCUGUCCAGCAGUAACUCCUCGCUCAGCUCCACAUCGGAAACAGCCAACGAGUCAACGUCACCCAACACGCCAGAAGCCGCCCCACGGGCACGCCGGCGGGGCGGCAUGUCAGUGGACUCGAUCACCGACCUGGACGAUAACCAGUCGCGCCUGUUGGAGGCGCUGCAGCUCUCCCUCCCCACCGAGACGCCCAGCAAAAAGGAGAAGCACCGGGAUAAAAGGCUGAGCCUCAACCCCAUCUACCGACAAGUGCCGCGGGUGGUCGAUAGCUGCUGUCAGCACCUGGAGAAAUACGGUCUGCAGACUGUGGGGAUCUUCAGAGUGGGAAGCUCCAAGAAGAGAGUUCGGCAGCUGCGUGAGGAGUUUGAUCGUGGCGUGGACGUUCAGUUGGAUGAGGAGUACAGCGUCCACGACGUGGCUGCUCUACUGAAAGAGUUCCUCCGAGACAUGCCGGACCCGCUCCUCACCAAGGAGCUCUACACUGCUUUCAUCAACACCAUGAUGUUGGACCAAGAAGAGCAGCAGAGUGUGACACAGCUGUUGCUCUAUCUUCUCCCAGCAUGCAACAGUGACACGCUCAACCGCCUGUUGGAGUUUCUGUCCACCGUGGCGGACCACGCCCAUGACCAGCAGGAUAAAGAUGGACAGGAGAUAACAGGGAACAAGAUGACCUCUCUGAACCUGGCCACCAUCUUUGGCCCCAACUUGCUCCACAAGCAGAAGAGCUCGGACAAGGAGUUCAGUGUGCAGAGCUCGGCCAGGGCGGAGGAAAGCACGGCUGUGAUCGCAGUGCUACAAAGAAUGAUCGCCAGCUACCAGGCUCUCUUCAUGGUGCCUCCGGAUCUGCAGAAUGAGGUUUUGAUGAGUCUGCUGGAGACUGACCCAGAUGUGGUGGACUACCUGCUGAGGAGGAAAGCAUCACAGAGUCCAGACCUUUUGCAGUCGGAGGAGACCUUCUCCCUGAGCGAAAGGCACUCCUCUAGCGACUCCAACAAGGCCUCCAGUGGGGAGGUCUCGCCUUACGAUAACAAUUCCCCUGUUAUGAGCGAGCGCCGAGGAGAGCUGGGGAGCACGGGGAGCGAGCCGCUCUUCCGCGUCCCAGAGCAGUACACCCUUGUGGGGCAAGUGGGCGGACAGAGCAGGGAGCCCGGAGCCAAUUCCUGGACUGCCAAAGAUACCAUAUCAGAGGAGCAUGCUAACAUCUGGGGGGCUUGGCACACAACCCUGAGACCAGCACUCAAAGACCAGUCCUUCACAGAUUCCCAUGGUAACAUGUCCGAGGGAAGCUCCCGCAGCUCACAGGAAGCUCUGGAUGGUCUCCAUGGUAACGCAAGGCAACAGCAAUUGGUACGACGGACUCAGACGGCGCCUGGCAUCGCUGAGUGCAGACCGCACACCCCUGUUUUCAGGGUGUGCUCCACCCCUCAUGGUGAGGUGGGGCAACCACACUCGCAGCUCGGCCUCGGUUUCUCCAUGACAUCACACCUCGGAGCAAGCAGCAGCGGAGCAAGCAGCAGCACGGAUAGCCUCCCGCGAGGGGGUGGACACACAGUUAAACUGCCCACCAGACCCCAAGGGGUGGCAAACAUUGGCGACGGUGGUGCUGCUACACUCAACAACGCCCACGCCCCUCUUCCUUACAAUGCCCAGCACCGACCGGCUAAUUCACCGACUUCGGAGCCAAACAACCAACCAUCCAAACAGUCGGUUCAGAGGGUCCCUCUGAGCCAAACUGGAAGGCAAACUGCAACACAGGAUAAUCCUGCGUCAUCGGCGGAGGUCCCAGCAGUGCCCAUGGGCCAAGACUGGCAGGAGUGGCAAAGAGACAGGUGGCAGAUCUGGCAGUUGUUGUCCUCGGACAACGCCGAUACUCUCCCCGAAACGCUGGUAUGAGCUUGGACCACAACAGCGAGCUACUCUCACCAUCUAUAGAGGAUAAGGUGAUGAAAGAGAAUUCCAUUAGCUUGCUAUCAUUGGCAUGAUCCGUACUCCGAAACUCUCACACUUCCCAGACAAUCACACCCCCACCCCAUCCCUUUUGGUUUUGCACACCAAGUCUGAAUUUGAAUCCAAAAAUGUCACACAUGAAAUUAAUACGACCUCACGAUUUGUACAAUAAGUUGACACACCAGCUCCUAAAACCAGAACAGUUUCAAUUCUGUUUUUUUUUCCAUAUCCGUAGAAUGAAUCUCAUAGUGCACAGCACGCACUUCCCCAAUGGUAUAAUAAGGUGUGUAGGAGGCAACUAACUAUGCUCGAUCGUGAGUGUGAUCCAUCCGCUCAUCUCUUUUCCCCCCCUCCGUCCUUUCCUUUCCCGCGUUGUUGCGCCAUGGAGGUGUUUACAUGUGCAGCUGCUGCCUUAACAGAGACUUGUACAUUAAAGGGCCACUCGGAUUGUUCCCUGUGGAACAACAUGGUUGUACACGAACUGCUUCUGUUCCCAGCCUGUUUGUUUUCUCCACGCUGACCGUAGACAAUGGCAAAAAAAAAAAGAACGAACAAAAGAAAGAAAAAGAAAAGCCGCCCACCGGAAAUACCUCAAAAGUAACUAUGACCUAUCUGUUCAGUUCUCUGCUGAAUAUUGCAAAGACGAUACCUUCAUUUUGGGAACUAUUGUAUCUCAAUUGAUGGAGGUAAGGGAUGAUAGGAAAGAGCAAAGGUUUGCUUGGAGAACAUCUUUUUUUUUGUCUUUCUCUUAUUUUUUGGAUUCGUUUUUUGUCCCUCACCCCCCCACCGUCCAGAUAUCCGUACGCAUCCGUAACUGCUGCUAAAUGUAGACUUUUUGCGUGCGUACUCAUUGUGUAGUCACAGCCACGCAGAAGAUCAAAUAUUACUUCAAAAUGUCUGAGAAUGUUUUACCGUGAAGACAAUAUGUACACAUUAUAUACAAAAAAAAUAUAAAUGUAAAUUCAAAUGUAAAGUAUAAGCGUUGUCAACCUACCUAAAAAAGUGAGUGUGUCCCAAGACGGCAGUCUGAAUGUUGGCGUUCCCAUCAGGGGUUUGUUCCAUCAUAUCCUGUGCGUUGGUGAACGUAGACUGCGGUUUCUGUAAUUAUUUGUUUCUUUCUUUCUUUUGUGUGUUUAAACACUUAAACCUGUUUUCUGAGCACUCGGCUAUAUAAAUUUGCUCUCAUGUACUCCUGCCUUCUGUCUCGCAGGGUUAUUUUGCCAAAGUAAUUUUCUUACUUCAGGAUAUUUAUCUUACUGUCAUACUUGUUUAUUUGUCAGAAUUUUUUUUUCUUCUUUCCGCAAUAUUCAAGAACUUUUGGGCCACAGGCGUGUUUAUCAAGCAUUUCACCUCCAGUGGCCUCAUUUCUAAAAACUUCAUUUGCAAGUUGAUCUUAAAGUCAUUUUUCCAUUCUCUGUGAACUUACUGAACUAUAAGUGGUGCCCGGGCACAACGAAGCUCCGCCACUUGAACCUCCUGAACUUUGACCUUUACCGAUCUGCAAUGCACUGCAUCUCACUCUGCAGCAAAAGGAUAGGGAUUUCCCCUCAAGAUAGUAAAUUGAAGGGCGUUCGGGUGGCGUGGCGGUCUGUUCUGUUGCCUUCCAACACGGGGCUCGCCGGUUCGAAUCCCUGUGUUACCUACGGCUCGGCUGGGCGUCCCUAGUGACACAGUUGGCUGUGUCUGCGGGUGGGAAGCCAGAUGUGGGGAUGUGUCCUGGUCGCUGCACUAGCGCCUCCUCUGGUCGGUCGGGGCAUCUGUUCGGGGGGGAGAGGGAACUGGGGGGAAUAUUGUGAUCCUCCCACGCGUUACAUCCCCCUGGUGAAACUCCUCACUGUCAGGUGAAAAGAAGUGGCUUGCGACUCCACAUGUAUGGGAGGAGGCAUGUGGUAGUCUGCAGCCCUCCCCGGAUCGGCAGAGGGGGUGGAGCAGCGACCGGGACGGCUUGGAAGAGUGGGGUAAUUGGCCGGAUGUAAUUGGGGAGAAAAGGGGGGGGGUAGGAAGUCGAACAUUUCGGUGCCAGCGUAACUCGGUCCAGUUUAGACAGUAACGGCCGGAAGAAACCGUGCGACCUUUUCGGAGACCUUGACCCGGUCACCUCCCAAAUUUAAUCAGGUCUUCCAAACAAACUACCUGAGCCAAAAACAACAUCCAGAGUAUGACGCGUCAGUUAUUUGAGUGCAUGCGAUAAAUCUUCUAGUUAUCUUAUUGGCUAUCGUAAAGCUGUAUUUCAAAUCAGUUGUCCAACACAAGCUUUCAUUUUAACGCGCUAAACAAUAUUGACACAAAGCCUGGCAUUGUUUUUCCACACGUUUGAUGUACAAAUAGUACUUCAUACUGUGUACCCCCAGUAUCUUUCCAACCUGGCCGGAGCCCAGCUGGGUCGGGAUUAAUCGUUUCAGUCAGUUGUCGGACCACCUUUUGUUCAAUUGUCCUUCAUGUUCACGGUUCCAAAGGUGAUGGAGGUUAACGGUCAUCCUAUACGUGAUCAUAAUAACAUUACCGUCUGGAUCGGCCUACAGUAUACCUAUUUUAAGAUCAAUCUUGCCCUAAAGACCAUUUUAUCAAUGAGGCCCUAUGUCACGGAUUGAACUCUACAAAUAAAACUGACUUGACCAGGGGACAUGUAGUUGACGAGUGAUCUUCAACUACAUAUCAGUACCUACAACCCCCCAAUAUGAUGACGUAAAAAACAAUUAUCAUUUCAUUUUAACAAAAAUACCUAUAUAUUCCUUGGUUAAUGUGAGAAAAUCUUUUUAAGUGCCAAUGCCUUGAUUUAAUAUGGAUAAUAUGAGAAAGAAAACAUUUAUUUCAAUGUGAAAUACACUUCUUUUCCAUAUCAUAACUUUGUUUUUGUUUUGUUUUUUUUGGUGUUUUAUUUUCAUUAAAAUAAAAAAAAGUCUCUCUUGGUGUCAGAAACAUAAUGCAAUAGAAAUUAGAAAUUAAAAUGAGGAAAGUGUACCAAUACGUCCCCUGGUCUACGUGUCAAACCAAAUGUUCAAACUGGUCCUAAAUUCCCUUUCUGAGAUGACUGAUCAAUGUGAAAACCUAUUAUUCUUGAUUUUUAUAUAUAUAUGUGUGUAUAUAUAUAUAUGAGAUAGAGAAGUGGUCUUGUAUAGGAUUCUUGUACCUCUUCUAUGGGUUUUUGUAUUUUAAGUCUGCUCCAAAUGUGCUUCGAUCUGGGGGAAAUACAUAACUUUAAUAACUCCUGUUUUACGUAUUAAAAUGUAUUUUUGUGUGGCUGAAUCGAGUGGGAGGAAAAUGCAUUAUGUGUGCCAUUAUCCCUGAUUCCGUAGGGUCAACAACCCACUAAAAAUCUGGUCCAGGCGACACAGUGGAGUCGGUAUUUGCUGACAAAUAUUUCACAUUUGCUCAAUUUGUGGUAUAUUUGCCCACCCUUUUUUAAGAUACAGCAUUUCAAGUCCCAAGGAACAGCUACACAAUGCAUAUUCUUAAAAUGUAUGGAGACACAAUGGAACAAAAAAAAAAGACCAUUACAACUGAUGGAGCGGCGACUCGGUGACGUCACGGCAGGUUUAUGGCGCCAUCUAUUGGAAGGCCCCCAGCAUAGCGUUGCCACGUACAUUUCAGCCCAGUCGUCUUUGCCCCCCCCCCUACGGUGAACCGUGUUUUUGUGUUUUAUGUUUUAUUCAGAGUUAAAAGCUUACAAUAGUUUUGUGAUUAUAAGCACCUUUUCUCGAACCUGUGUGUGGAAUCAAACGUGCCAUAAGCCUUGCCCUCGAAACCUCUUCCCCAUAAAUUGCUAUAGGUGAUGAAUAUGAUUUCAUAUUUUGUGAACUUUUUUUUUGUAUUACUUCCUUGUUGUAUGAGUAUUGUAAUAUAUUCUUAAAGCAGAACAAUUUUUGUUUUUUUGUUAUCAGAGGAAAAACAGAACGUGCAGGA